AGUGCCGCCAAAACCGUCAUCGUCGCAGUUUUCAAAACAUGUACGGGCAAAAAACUGACAGACAUGAACCUUAAACAGCUGAGCCGAUCUGAUUCAGUGCGAUUGAUCCUUUUCAGAGUGAAAAGCUAAAUAUAUGAGGAAAUUGUUGUUGUAGAAACGUCAUGGGAUACAUAGCUACCAUGUCUUACAUGUUUAUCAACUAACUUUAGAGCAGAGUUGAGCUGUUUUCCCAUCAAGGAUCUCUUCUUCAGGAUGGAGAAUGGAGUUGCACCCACUAAAGGAGAGGGCUUUCUCUCCAGGAUGGCCCUCAAUGACAACAAGGCUGGUAUGGAGGGUCUUGACAGGGACAAGAUCAACAAAAUCAUCAUGGAGUCAUCCAAGGGUUCGAGGUUUUAUGAGAAUGAGCUGAAGAGAGAGCAGCAGGUGAACCAGCGCAUUGAGAAAAUGAUGCUCCAGAAGGCACAGAUUACAGAACAGCAUUUAAAGAAAGCACACGCUCAGAUAGAGAGGAUGGCCACGGAGUUGGAGAGGAGACGUGAUCUCAACCGUGUGAUUGUCCAUGUGGACAUGGAUGCUUUCUACGCUGCUGUGGAGAUGAGAGACUGUCCUGAGCUGAAGGACAAACCCAUGGCUGUAGGAUCCAUGAGCAUGCUGUCAACAUCGAACUACCAUGCCAGGAAGUUCGGGGUCCGUGCCGCCAUGCCUGGCUUCAUUGCAAAAAAACUCUGCCCCAACUUAGUUAUUGUUCCAACCAACUUUGAUAAAUACAGAGCUGUGAGUGAUGAGAUCCGACAGAUUUUUGCAGACUAUGACCCUCACUUCCAGCCAUUGAGUCUGGAUGAAGCCUAUCUGGAUUUUACAGACCACCUGGAACAGAGGCAGGGCUGGCCAGAAUCCUCACGAACACAUCGUUUCCGCGCCAGCAGCGCCGCUACAGGUGAGGAGCAGAUUGAGGAGGCGGUGCCAGAGGAUAAAGACCUCUCUCCGGUUUUGUUUGAUGACAGCCCGACCUCCUCUCCCAGCUUCUCGGGCUCUGACGGUGCUGCAGGUGGUGCGUCUGAGGUGUUUGGGACGUCUGUUGAGGAAGCUGUGAGAGAGAUGCGCUUCCGCAUUGAGCAGAAGACCACGCUAACUGCCAGUGCAGGAAUUGCUCCAAACAUGAUGCUUGCCAAGGUGUGCAGUGACAAGAACAAGCCCAACGGUCAAUACAGACUCCCCUCCACCAGAGAGGCAGUCAUGGACUUCAUCCAGGAUCUCCCAGUCCGCAAAGUUUCUGGCAUAGGGAAGGUGACUGAGAAGAUGCUGAAUGCUCUGGACAUCACCUGCUGUUCUCAUCUUGGCCAGCAGAUGGCGUUGCUGUCGUUGUUGUUCUCGGAGACGGCCUGGCAUCACCUCAUGGAGGUUUCUCUGGGUCUGAGCUCUACACACAUACCUAGGCACGAAGAGCGAAAAAGCAUGAGCACAGAAAGGACAUUUAAAGAAAUGAGUAAAGCUGAGGAGCAGUUGUCUUUAUGCAGGGAGCUCUGUGAAGACUUGGCAAGAGACAUGGAGAAAGAAGAUCUAAAGGGUAAAACUGUAACACUGAAGCUGAAGAACGUGAACUUUGAGGUGAAAAACAGGGCAAUGUCACUGCCGUAUGCUGUUGCUACAGUGGAUGAGAUCUUUACUGUUGCUAAGGACCUACUGAAAACAGAAAUCGGCAAUGAAAGCCCCCAGCCACUCAGAUUGAGGCUCAUGGGUGUUAGAAUCUCAGCUUUCGUCAGUUCUGAUGAUAAAAAGCCACAGCAGAGGAGCAUCGUCGGGUUUCUUCAGGCAGGCAAGACCGACUCCAGAAGUUCAGCCCAGGGAAUGAAUGAAAAGCUUGAAAAAAAGCAUUCCUCUAAUCACUCCCUCCAAGCCAGGCCCCUUGCUUGUCCUCCCCCGGUGCAGAAGUGCCAAAGACAAGAAGGAGUUCCCUGGGGGAGUAAGCAGAGGGGGUUAGAGGGGGGCCAGACUAGCGAGGAACCAAAACAGUCUUUCUUCCAAAGGGCUCAAGCCAGAAGACUACAACUCCAGGCAGCGAAUGCAAGCACAAAAGAGGAAGAAUAUGGGGAGAACGCUUCUCUGAUCACUUCCACAGGCACUUCUGCUGAAGAGGGGGUAGAGUCACCAACAAAAGCACAAAAUAGUAAAUCUACAGCCUUAGAUAACUCAGAAAAUGACUUUGUCUCCCCCUUAGAGGCCCAUGCAUCCACAUCAGGCUGUGGCAGCUCGGCGCCAGAGAGCCUCACCUGUCCAGUGUGUUUCAUGCAGGUGAAAACAGCUGAUUUGAAUGUCUUUAACAGACAUAUAGACCAGUGUCUCAGUGACUCAUCUAGAAAGCCAAAGCAAUGCACUAUUUCUGACUCAGAGUCAGAUGUGGAGCUGGAGAGUGACCAGCAUGAAUGUGAAGUGGUGGACAAAUGGAGGAAAGAGUGUGAGGUUAAAGAGUUGGAGUUCAACAACAGUAAAGAGUGGAGCAGAGGUGAACCUCAGAGAGACCAACACAGGCUGGGAAACGACUCGCUGCAAACAGUCUUCUUAAGCAAUGGUGACAACAAAACUGUGACCUCGCAACAGCCUCAGUCAUGCAGCAAUAAAGGCCCCGUCCUCAUCUGCCCAGUAUGUCAGCUGACCCAGGACAGUGAUGACCUCACUGUCUUCAAUCACCAUGUUGACCUCUGUCUGAACCGGGAAGUCCUCCAUGAGCUGGGCGGGCAGACAUCCUCUCCCAGAGAUCCACCUUCAGUUACAAAUAGCAAGGCAGUAGACAGAAGCCGUCUCCUGCCAGCACAAGCAAGUAAAGGCAAAACCAAAAGACGGGACUCGCCUUCCUCUCCUCCUUCCAAAAAGCUUAAAGGCCUUGGUCCUCGCAACACCAUCGACAGGUUCUUCAGGUGACACGAAUAAGGUCGAUCGUCGCCUGGAGGAACUGAGAACAUUUUCUUUGGGAAAUGAAAACGUCUCCCCCCGGUCCUGUUCCACUGAGCAGGUUUUCAUUACACAUAAAGCCAUAUUAAAUUUUCUCUGCUAAAAUCUGUAGUUUAGAUCACUGAUAUAAGAAGCUUAGUAUUUGCACUAAUAUGCAUUAUUUGUUGUUUAUAAGCCAUAACAUAUACAAAGAAGUAAAAGAUGACAAAAGACAAAUUCUGUUUUCAUUCUGACAAAUGAGUAGAAAUAGAAAUUUCAUUGCAUAUUUAUUUUACUGUAUGCAAAGUGGAUCACAGGGAUAUUUAUUACAUUUUGUGUCUUCCUAUUUGUGUGUGUGUUUUCGUUAAGGUAUUUUAUUUAGAUAUUUUCUGUAAUUUUCAGUUGUAUUUAUUAUCUUUUCCAUAGAUAAUUCUGUAAUAAUGAAGAUAAGAGAAUCCUUCUAUCGUGUGAAUUGAAGUAAAUUAAAGUAAAGUAAGUUGAAAUAAAUUAAAUAUUCUGCUGAAA
This is a messenger RNA of Centropristis striata (black sea bass), 3453 nucleotides long. RefSeq names its product polymerase (DNA directed) kappa (gene polk). Bases 253 to 2919 code for a protein of 888 amino acids. Lineage: Eukaryota; Metazoa; Chordata; Actinopteri; Perciformes; Serranidae. The transcript is spliced from 14 exons. Gene Ontology annotation, cellular component: nucleus. Gene Ontology annotation, biological process: error-prone translesion synthesis. Gene Ontology annotation, molecular function: damaged DNA binding; DNA-directed DNA polymerase activity. The record is from RefSeq and is a predicted model, not a curated record.